AUGGACAACCUUACUUCCAACAGUGCUUCUACGCUAUCUCCUUCCAAAGAGCCCUCAUUGCUCGGCCUCCUGCUGGCCUCCAUCGGGCCUCAGCUUACUACCAUAGCCAUAUUGGCCGCUGUGCUGUUAGCAACUCGUCUCUACCGCGAAGAUGAUCCGUAUCAACUCAAGAGCAUCCCCCGUCUCCCCCGCUCACGGAUCAUGGACGCCUAUCAUUCAGGCUCGGUCUGGAGGAUUUUCGUUCCGAGGCUGAUUCCAUACCUCGACGCAGCAUACCACAAGGCAGGUGCCCCUUCCAUGGUCUCUAGCCGGGGUGGGUCUGAUUCAACGCAGUACAGCAGAAACGGAAAGCCCUUCAAGAUCUGGAUCAUCGCGCUUCGAAAAUGGGUCUAUGUCCUGCCACCCAAGUAUUUGGAAAAAAUCAGGAAUCAGAACCAAUCAGCAUUGAACCUUCGGGACGUCAUUCAUAUGGUCUAUCCGGGUCUUCUUGAUAACUUUGUUGCUCAGGUCUCCUCAAGAUUGGUCAAUGUGUACCUCUCCGAGAUUGACCCAUUGCUCCAGAGCCGCACCGAGCACUUACUAGACAGAGACAUCGGGGCUCCAAAGCAAUGGAAAAGUAUCAAUGCGAACAAGCUUUCCCAGGAUCUUGUCGACCACGUCUCCGGGCGACUUGUCUUUGGUGAGAACUUGGUCGACAAUACAGCCUUCCGUGAGCCUAUGACACGCUAUUCACACAGGCUUGUGGCCCAUGGUCUUCUCGGCCGCCGGUUCAAUAUAUGGCCCCUGAGUCCACUUUUCGCCCGUUAUCUCCAAUGGCAACUGAAGCGAGAUCUUGCUAUCGUCGCUCGCAUCGUGGGCGACGAAGUCAGCAAGAGGCGACGGCAGCAAGAGCAAGACCCUAACGGCAAGAAGCCAUUUGACUGCAUUCAAUGGGCAAUGGAGCAAGAUAUCCCUGAGGACCAGAAGAGUCCCGAGGCGAUUGCACAACGACUCGCAUUCGCCACUUCGGGCAUGAUUAGCACACCUCCUGGCACUCUAUUGGGCUUUUUCUUUGAUGUAGCUUCACAGAAGAGCGUCGUCGAAGAGAUACGUACUGAGAUAGCCCAAGUGCUCAAAGAGGAUGGACAAGGGUGGGUGGAAACCUCGAUUGCCAAGAUGAAGAAGCUCGAAUCCUUUUGUCAGGAAAGCGUUAGGACCUCUUCUUCGCUCGCCCCUUUAACUGGAUGGCGCCUUGUGACAAGCGACUCUUUCCGAUUCGAUGACAGCUUGACCCUGCCCAAGGGUUCCAUUAUUACCUUCCCAACAAGGCACAUGCGAUUGAACCCUGACACAUUCGAGAGCCCAGACAAAUUUGAUGGGCUUCGCUUCAUGAAGAUUAAGGAGGAGCAGGGCGGAAGAGAUGAUCUGACAAGCGACGCGAUCAAACAUAGAUCCCUCUUGUUUGGCUAUGGAAGACAAGCGUGUCCAGGGCGAUUCUACGCUCAAAGAUUGAUGAAGGUCAUCAUCGGUGUGGCGAUCUCACGAUACGAUAUUCGUUAUGCUGGCGGAGAUCGAGAAAGGCCCGAGUCAUGGGAUAUCGAGCCAUUUCUGAUAGGCGACACGACAGUGGACCUAGAAUUCAAAGUCAGACAUUGA
Aspergillus mulundensis is the source of this 1635-nucleotide messenger RNA. Its product is annotated as cytochrome P450. Gene Ontology annotation, molecular function: oxidoreductase activity, acting on paired donors, with incorporation or reduction of molecular oxygen; monooxygenase activity; heme binding. Bases 1 to 1635 code for a protein of 544 amino acids. Lineage: Eukaryota; Fungi; Ascomycota; Eurotiomycetes; Eurotiales; Aspergillaceae. The record is from RefSeq and is a predicted model, not a curated record. The transcript is spliced from 7 exons.